Messenger RNA from Aspergillus udagawae, 1023 nucleotides. RefSeq lists its product as uncharacterized. The record is from RefSeq and is a predicted model, not a curated record. Bases 1 to 1023 code for a protein of 340 amino acids. The transcript is spliced from 3 exons. NCBI's taxonomy places the organism in Eukaryota, Fungi, Ascomycota, Eurotiomycetes, Eurotiales, Aspergillaceae.
AUGAACCAACAAAUCGAAGAAACUGCUCAGCAACAAUCUCGCAAACUCCAGGAGCGACUUGACCAGCAGUCUGAACUUCGCGACCGGGCCCUUAGGCAAGAAUUCGGCAGAGUGCACGAAAGUAUCGACUAUUUAACCAAGGACAAUGAGGCUCGGGACAAGGGCAUCAAGAGGGAGUUGGAAUUAAAAGUGGACAAAAUGUCUCGGAAGGUUGACAAGAUUGACACCUUCGAAGCAUCAUUUGCGACCUUCGAAGCGUCAUUUGCGAAUUCCAAGGUGGCCCACCUUAACCAAAGGAUACAAGCCAUCCCUGUGUACGACGCCCUUCAUCAACCAGUUCCGGUUCCAAAGUGUUUCCCCAAAGCUGCUCUUAGACUCUAUCGAAUGCAAGAUCGGAAGAACUGGAAUCAAUUGAAGACCCUUCUCAAGCAUUACAACCUCGAGAAAGCGACCAUUCGGCUUGUCGACCGUGGAGAGCUUUACGACUCCUCCGACUCCGAUAGUGAUUCCGACGCUUCCUCCCGUUUCCACGCUAUCGACGGGGAACUUGACCGGGCUAUCGAGUCCAAUCCGUUUGCCGCCAUGUGUUCGCUAGGCCGUCAUCUUGGCGUGGAUACAGACGCUCUCCAUGAUCGGAUCACGCAGCUCGAAUUUCAACAGAAGAAAGGCACCGUGGCCAAACGCCCAGCGGAAGACGCGGGAAGUUUUAGGAAGAUGAUACGAGACUUGGUCACGGGGGCGCUGCAGCCUGGCUCGUUCACGAGAGCAGACCUGCUUCUUGAUGAUGACUCUGAAGGAAAACAUACCAAAUUGGAAUGGGAGGUCGACUCGGAUAAGUUCAAACGGGAAACGGCUCAUCUUCGCAUUCGUAACACCGAGGCCUCCCGCCGUGCAGCCAGCGCCAAAGACAGCCGGGGAAGUCGCCCACAGAAGGAUUUGGAGGUCCGCUCACGUCAGUCCAAGGACAGCCUGUCACCAACCGAGAAGAUGACCACUUCAAGCAACCGAUUAGAGGGUCAUUAG